GUCAAGGGUUGUUCUGGAGGACCGCCCAUUCCAGACCCAAUCCUCCCCGUGCUGGCUGAGUACAGUUCUCAGGGUUUUUCUGGGGAAAGCCUUCCAGCCGCCCUCCAAGGCUUCCAGCCUUCCUCCAAGACCUGUUGCUGUGGAUGCCGGCAACCUGUGAACUCACGCCAGCUCCUUGAGACUUCACAGAAGGCCAAGGCGUUCCAGGACACACAGAGGCUGUGGCCGACUGCCCAGGGGGCGGGGAAUGCUCUCUGCUCUCAGUUGCCCUUCAGGUUCUGUGCCCUGGGGGCCUGGCAGUGGCCAAAUCAUGUGGGCACCUGGUGUGGUGGCCCGGGAGCGGGUGCCCCUCCCGUAGGCUCCUCCAGGAUGUUGUUCUCCGACUCAGCUUGGGUUCUUUUUCUUUCACUUUUCUUUUAGCUGGGGUUGGGACUCCCCGCCUGGAAAGCGCACUGGGAAACCGGGGAAACCCCAGCUGAUUCGCCCCUCGUACCUUGAUUGCUCACACUGGCUGCCGCCUCUCACCCUGCAGUCAGAACUCGAUGGAGGUACAGAAUGGGAGGCGGUGGUGAUGGUGGUGGUGGAUCAACAAUGGAAGUUUUCCCGAAAGCCUACGCCCGGGGCCCCUCCCAGCUCUGGCUCUACUCAGGCACCCGUCUCCCCACCAGCUGCGGGCCAAGGCGCCCCGCCCUCUUGACCGAGACUUCAGUACUCAGUGGCACUAUAUGCAGAGUGUUUUCCCUUCUGUCCAGCCAUUCUUCUCUGGGGUUCUCCUCUACAUCUUGCCCUUGCAGGGUAGGGCACCGCUUGCCGGUCCUCCUGCGAGUCUCACCAGCCCGCUGCGCCCUGCAGCUUGUGGUGUACCUCGCUCCGCGCUGCAGGGACCUUGCCAGGGCAGGCCCAGGGGGAGCAACGCGCGUCUGUCUGCCCCCGCCCAGCUGCAGAGUUGGACGAAGACAGGAUCCUGCUGCUUGGAAGGCUGAGUUCCCCAUCUACCCUAGGAGCUCAGAGAGGUCAGGAAAGGAGGCGUUCUGCAUGGAUGGCAGCUGGAAACCCAUCACCAUAGCCAGCUCUUCACUACUCAAGCAAUUACCUGGGCAUUGAGUAAUGAAAAUUUUGAAACCAUAUAUGAGGAAUACAUCCAUCUCCUGCUACCUGUGUUUCCUGCUGAACAGUCAUUUCCUGACCGAGGCUGGCAUUCAUGUCUUCAUUUUGGGCUGUGUCAGUGUAGGUCUCCCUAAAACAGAAGCCAACUGGAGGGAUGUACUAAGUGACCUAGAAUACAUUGAAUCUCUUAUUAAAUCUGUCCAUAUCGAUGCCACUUUAUACACGGACAGUGACUUCCAUCCCAGUUGCAAAGUUACUGCAAUGAAUUGCUUUCUGCUGGAGUUACGGGUUAUUUUACACGAGUACAGUGACGUGGACCUUAAUGGAACAAUAGAAAACCUGAUGUUACUAGCAAACAGCACUCUGUCUUCUAACAAGAAUCUAACAGAAUAUGGCUGCAAGGAAUGUGAGGAACUGGAGGAGAAAAGCUUCACAGAGUUUUUGCAGAGUUUUAAAAGUAUUGUCCAAAUGUUCAUCAACACGUCUUGAUUGUCGCUGAUGCUCUCCAGGGUUUCUGUUAUUACCACGCCGCUGCCUGCUGUGCGGAGGCAGGCGCUGCUCUGUGCAUCUGAGACCCGCUGGGGAAACAAAGCAGCGGAAGCGGCAGCCGAUGAGCCACUUGGAUCAGAUGAACUCCGGGAGACGCCGGAGAAAAGGAACUCUUCUCAGGCUUCUUUUGCUCCGUUUUAAUUUAUUACUGCACUUGUACAUAUUUGUAAUAUAACAGAAGAUGUGGAAUAAAGGUCUUUAUAUGCUUUAUCAACUUA
Myodes glareolus (Bank vole) is the source of this 1874-nucleotide messenger RNA. The record is from RefSeq and is a predicted model, not a curated record. NCBI's taxonomy places the organism in Eukaryota, Metazoa, Chordata, Mammalia, Rodentia, Cricetidae.